AUGCCCUCCCAUUUACUUGUUGUUAUGCACCCUCCCUCUACUGUUUUUGAGAUCAUUGAAAAAGAAUUCAAUAGAUUUUUAUGGAGUGGUGUUGAUGGUACAAAAAGACAACACUGGGCAUCCUGGGAUAAUUUAUCUUUUCCCUAUACUGAGGGAGAAGCUAAUUUCAGGAAGCUCAUGGAUAUUUGUAAAGCUUAUAGUGCAAAACAAUGGUGGAGAUUUAGGACUCAAGACUCUCUAUGGAGUCAAUUUCUCAAGGCUAAAUAUAGUCCUAGAUCCCAUCCUGUCACUGUUAAAUGGAGGAGUGGUCAAUCCCACAACUGGAAAUCCAUGGCUAACAUCAAAGAAAAAGUGGAGAUGGCCAUUUUCUGGAAUAUUUGUAGCGGCAAUGUCUCCUUUUGGUAUGAUCAAUGGACUUCCCUAGGUCCUCUCUAUAAACUACUACCAACAGGGACUGUCCCCAAUAGGAGUGUCAUUAGAGAUGCCUUUAACGGUCAAAACUGGUACUGGAAUGCUUGUGGGGAUGUACCUGAUAACAUCAAAGAUCACAUUCUUCAUAUGAAUCUCAAAUUCUAUGAUGAAGAGGAUAAACCAUGCUGGAUGAAAACAAACUCAGGCAGCUUUUCGACAGGAAGUGCAUGGAAUUUCUUGAGGUCACCUAGAAGGGAGGUUUCUUUUAUGAGCAAAUUGUGGAACAAGAUAGCGCAACCUGAAACUUUAAAUCAUAUUUUUCUUGACGGACCACUUGCGGCUGCUGUAUGGAACCACUUUGGUUACCAAUUUGGCAUUCCUAGCCAUUUCAAUUCCUUGCAGCUUUCCCUUGAUACUUGGUGGAAUUCAAGACCUUCUAAUCCUGUUAUUGUCUUUCUCUUCAAAAUUUGCCCUAUAAUCAUUACUUGGACAGUCUUCUGGAAGAGACCAGCCAUUAACUUUCUCAAAAUUAAUAGCGAUGGAAGUCACAAGGUUGGAUCCAGUGGUGGAGGAGGUGUGAUCAUAGACUCUCAAGGGAAUAUGAUCAUGGCAUACUCCAUCCCAUUUGACGAGGUUUCUAGCAAUGUGGCCGAAGCCAAAGCCCUUCUUUUUGGCAUCCAAUGGAGCAUUCAAAAUGGGAUAAAUUCAUUGGAAUUGGAAACUGAUUCCAUGAUCCUUGCAGCAUGGGUUAAAGAUAUAUUCAAGAUCCCUUGGCAAGUUGACGCAACCAUCAAGGAAAUUAAAAGAGCUUUGAUUGGCACUUCUUAG
This is a messenger RNA of Lycium barbarum (goji berry), 1239 nucleotides long. RefSeq lists its product as uncharacterized. NCBI's taxonomy places the organism in Eukaryota, Viridiplantae, Streptophyta, Magnoliopsida, Solanales, Solanaceae. Gene Ontology annotation, molecular function: nucleic acid binding; RNA-DNA hybrid ribonuclease activity. The record is from RefSeq and is a predicted model, not a curated record. The transcript is spliced from 3 exons. Bases 1 to 1239 code for a protein of 412 amino acids.